CUGCUGCACUGCGCACACCAGUAUCGGCUGCGACACCUCUGAGCCGCAUUCCUGAAAACGAGAAUUUUUUAUGGAAUUCCAUGAUGAUGGUUCGGACCCACAGUAACGAAUCGCACGUGUCCCUCGCAACACCCGUGAGUUUUCCGACUCCGUCCGCCGCUGCUCGUCUGUUCCGCACGAGCUUGCUGCAGGGGCCCUCCAGUCCCUCCGAGGCCAUUGCAGCAGGGCAGCGAACCGAAGUGGCAUUGGAGACCAUCAAUCUAGAUUUGCAUUUGGAAUUCCGCUUACCUGUGUCGCCGCUUCUAGCUCGUUCUUUCAUUGAGAAAGUGCCACGUGGAAAUCUGAAGCUUAUCGAGUUAGGCUUGCGCAUAGCGUCCGACGAAAGAGUCGGGAUGCCGACAAAAGCGGAUACAGCAACGUAGUUCUGUUACCUGAAUACUAUUGGCUUUUUCUAGUACUAGUAGCCGGUCAUCUCCGUGACCUGUUAUAAGUUCCAUGGAUUAGCAUGUUGAACAUGAAUAACACGCUCUCAAAAUAAUCAAUACCUCGAGAAAUCUUCACAGGCUUCUGACCGCAGUUGGACCGGGUGCCAAAAAUGGAGGUGCAGAGGGAGGCGAGCUGAUGAUGAGACGCCAGCGCGGUAGUGCAUGGUCGACGGUGAAUUCUCGGCAAACGGGGAACUCUUGGACGUAUACUAAGAUCGCCCGUUAUUUUCUCGACGCAGACCCUGAAUUCUGGGUUAGCGCGAGAACGGUUCGCGCUGCUGCGGAAAACCAACUUUCUACGAUGUUGUGGUCAGCAACUGGCGGAGGAAGGACGGCAACCACUUCUAGUAUAGAAGAGGCCCAAACGAGAUGGUUCACGGCCGCACGCUGGGUAUCUAGCGAUGAAGCAGACAGGAUAGACCACACAGCGCGAUUCUUUGCGUCCGCACAUGUGCAGCGGUCUUUUGCGUUGGGAGAAGAAGGCUAUGGACCAAAAACUUUUUACAGAUUGAAGAAAUUUGUGAUAAAUGACUGUAUGUUCAUUUCAAUGAAACUGUAACGGAUAUUACUAGAACUAUGUACACAAAAGUGAAAGUCAGAGGUGGAACAAGUAGGUUGAACAUCGAGUUGAUGCUUUUGCUGCACUUUCUUCUUUUUCAUACAUCUCGAGAAGAGGUAUUGCCUCACAUUGAAGAGGCGGAUAUUGUCUCGGCAGCAGGGAAACUACGGCUUUUGCGAAUCAAUGGCGUUGGAAGCGCUUUGGAUGCCUUGACCCAGAUGGAUGGCGAGUAUCCACUUUUUGUUUUCCAAGUCAUGACGGAGUGGUAUGCCUUUGCACUGUUAAGGUUUCAAGGUUUACACAAUAUUCUACAUCUAACAGUUCCAAGAGAUGCAUCUGCGUCUUACAAGGGCCUCAAAAGGGAUUAGAGGAAGCAUCCAGAGUUUCAUAGAGAAAAAAACAAUAGAACAGUAGAAGUAGAACAGUGAUGUCCAUAUUUGUUGGGGGGAAAGUUCGUCCCGAGUUCUAAUGAAACUGCGCACGGAGCCAGAGGAAGCUAAGGACUGGAAGACGGUGCGCUACAAUGUCAUACGCGUUCUAGAACGAGCGCUGCGUCAUGUUUGUCCCACACCAUUGGAGGAAGUCCUCCAAAAUGCUGGGGGCAAUGACGGGAGAGCGCAGCAGGCUACAGACAGAGAGUUUUUGUCGCGGCCGCUGAGCGCUGCGGCGUCGUCCUCGUCCGGACAACCAGGUUCAGGCAGACAGCACAAAUCCCCGUCGCGCGGAAAUUCCCGCCGCAGUAGCAAGGACAGUUGCGUGAGUGCCGCGUCCUCAGCACCUGCAGCGGAGCAGAAUUUGCAGGCGCGAGCUGAGAGGGGUCAGAACUUGGUUGAUAGAUUAGCGGAGCAUUUUUCUCGCAUGGCCUGUAAGGAAGCAGCGGACAGGGCUGGACUUCUAGACCAAUACGAUCGCCACCAAAACUUUGCAGGCGCACCAGCGUCGGAUGCAGCAGACGUCGAAAGCGAAUGGCAACAACACCAACAGCGAGCGGACCUAGACGAACCGGGACAACAUCUUCAAUGCAGUCGUGGACAUCGAGGAGCCCCGCGAGCGUUGUUGCGCGAUACGAAGCUUCGACGUAGAAUCUACGCGCUGCUCAAGCGUCACUCGCGGAUGGCGGACGGUUUCGAUCAGCCCAGGACCACAGCCCUCAUACGAAAACUGACAGUUUUGGAGCAAGGCUUUUUUUAG
Molecule: messenger RNA, 2235 nt
Organism: Amoebophrya sp. A25
Lineage: Eukaryota; Dinophyceae; Syndiniales; Amoebophryaceae
Source: the annotation of a GenBank genome assembly